AUGGACACCCAAACCCAACUCGCUCAAGGCCUGCGCUUCUACCAGAUGCCAGAAGUCCAUUACGACGUCAUUGAAGAAGGCCCAGCAUCCACCGUCGCUCGGACGUGGAUACCAGCCUCGGGUGACCCCCCUGAGCACGCUCGAUGGAUAGUGGUCAAGUCUGCAACAACGCAGAGGAAGUUUGCUAGGGAACCGCAUGACAUCGUAAAGGAAUUACAGGUGCUUAGCUUAGUGACUCAUGAAAAUAUCAUCGAUGUUUUAGGAAGCUAUCAUGACCGCGUAGAUCUGGGCGCGUUGAACAUCUACAUGCCAUACAUACCCAUCUCUCUCUCAGAGCUCUUGGCUUCCCCAUGGUUCUCCCCACACCCACCUCCACAGAACAAUCACACCUCUUCCAGAGGAGGGGCGGUAGGGGAACCCGCCCGCUUCACGCUCCUCGCCAAAUCGAUAGCCUAUCAAGUUUUAAACGCGUUAGCGUAUCUCCACCACCCAUCUCGAAGGAUCGCACAUCGGGAUAUAAAGCCAGACAAUAUCUUGCUCACCAAAGAAGGAUGUGUCAAGCUCAUCGAUUUUGGCGUUGCGUACCAACCCCCAUCAUCCGCCUCCCCUCCGACUCUGUUCCCAGAAAAAGAAGGUCAUCUGUAUUUCGAAGUGUCCACUAGAGGCUACAGACCCCCCGAACUCCUCUUUUCAUCCCGCUCAUACGAUCCUCAAGCACUAGAUCUAUGGAGCUUCGGAGCGACCUUCGCAGAGUUCUUCACGCCCCUCCGAUUAAUCAGUGACGAUUUGUCUUCCGGCUCUUCGUCUAAUUGUUCCUCCCACUCGUGCGACGACGAAGACACGAGGAGAGGCCAGAGAACGUCGUCUGCGGACUCUCGGAGGACCUCUGAAACCACCACCCCAACAACAAGCAGCCGCGACGUACCCAAGCAGAUUAAACCUUUCCUGAUACCUAAAUACCUCCGCGUAGGAUACCCAGGCGCGCAAUGGACGAGGGAAACACUGUUUAAUGGAGAUCGGGGAGAGAUUGGGCUUGCGUGGAGCAUUUUUAAGGUGUUUGGGACGCCUACUGCGGAGAGUUGGCCAGAAUUCGAAGAUUUGCCAGGCUCUAAAUCCGUCGUUUUCAACGAUGUGCCGGCCGUUUCGUUAGCGACGCUGUUGCCCAAUCUACCCCCUCGUCCGGUUUUAUCCAGCACAUCCCCUCAAUAUCUGGCACCACCUGCUCCUUUGGCUUCUUCACCCACACGUACACUCUCCCCCGCCACCUCUUCGUCUUCAUCCACCUUCCCUCAGACAUGUUUGACCGGUGCCUCGUCCCAGUCUGUUGCGUCCUCGUCCUCCCCACCUUCUCCGUCCGCAUCUCAACCCCUAGACCUCCUCUCCCGUUUCCUCGUCUACCCCUCUUCCAAGCGGCUCAAGGCCGCUGAUGCACUGCUUCACCCGUGGUUUGUGUCAGGUCUGGAUGAGGUGGGGCUAGUGUUGCCGGUGGGCUAUCGGCCGUCGGAACGGGAAGUGGAGUGCUCGCAAGAUGUAUCACCGAACGACUACAUCGGGAACGGCCCACCACUACCUCAAAUCAAGUUCUCGUAUGAGUGGGGAGGGAAGUCAUUGGGGGACUGCUUGAGUGAGGUGUUGACCAGCGCUCCGGGAUCAUGA
This is a messenger RNA of Laccaria bicolor S238N-H82, 1656 nucleotides long. RefSeq lists its product as uncharacterized. Gene Ontology annotation, molecular function: cyclin-dependent protein serine/threonine kinase activity; ATP binding. The record is from RefSeq and is a predicted model, not a curated record. The transcript has 5 exons. Gene Ontology annotation, cellular component: nucleus. NCBI's taxonomy places the organism in Eukaryota, Fungi, Basidiomycota, Agaricomycetes, Agaricales, Hydnangiaceae. The coding region runs from base 1 to 1656 and encodes 551 amino acids. Gene Ontology annotation, biological process: protein phosphorylation.